Molecule: messenger RNA, 1522 nt
Organism: Hypomesus transpacificus
Lineage: Eukaryota; Metazoa; Chordata; Actinopteri; Osmeriformes; Osmeridae
Product: early growth response protein 2b-like
Exons: 2
Coding region: 45-1235 (396 amino acids)
Biological process (GO): regulation of transcription by RNA polymerase II
Molecular function (GO): DNA-binding transcription factor activity, RNA polymerase II-specific; RNA polymerase II cis-regulatory region sequence-specific DNA binding
Source: RefSeq, a predicted model, not a curated record
UUACCAAGCGUACAGUUGUAGUAUUUCCAUUUCAUAACAAUUUGAUGACAAACGGACUAUCAAUACGGACACUCAUCGGCUUCAAGAUGACAACAAAAAUUGUUGACAAAGUUUCUCCAUCAAUCGGUGUAUUUUUUGACGAUAUUCCCAAGGGUAUAUACCCAGUGAGAGAGGGUAUAUCAGAACUAUUGCCAGAACCGGGAUCUGGGUUCAAAGAGGAAUGUGACGACCAGAUUAAUGGAAAUGAAGGGGUUAACAGUUUGUUUGAAGAGGACACAGAAGAACUGUCUUACGACAACUUUACGCAGGCGGCGGCUUUACGCACUCAAGCUGUAUCGUUUACGGGCAGUUUUUCUGUCGAUUCAAGAAGUUCAGGGGUACACUGGAAUCCGGGGGACGUCAUUGACGUUGUCAGUGCGGAUAUUAGGACCACAGCUCCAUCCACUGGGUCUGCGUCCCCGGCCUCGCCAACAGCAGCUAAAAUUUACGCCGACACCACUUUGAGAGGCACCAUGGCGCACGUCCAGCCUGAUAUCAGUCACAUGUACGCGCCUCCACCAUCUUACUCCUGUAGCGGGGAGAUGUACCAGGACCAAUCAGCUUUCAUGGCAACCUCCACCUGCACCAUGGCUUAUCAACCCCCAUCCUAUGCAGCGCCUAAAUCGACAGUUGACGGUGCGUUACUCUCCAUUAUGCCAGACUAUGGUGGAUUCUACCAACAGGGCUGUCAGCGGGACAUCCAGGCUUUCCCUGAAAGGAAAUCACUACCAUACUCACUAGACUCUCUCCGAGUUCCACCCCCCCUUACACCUCUCAACACAAUCAGGAAUUUUACCCUUGCUGGACCAGCAACGGAGGGCCCCAUAGCCUCUGCUUUUGCUCAAAAUCUACCACUGAGACCAAUACUGAGACCGAGGAAGUACCCCAACCGACCGAGCAAGACGCCCGUUCACGAGAGACCAUACCCCUGUCCAGCAGACAGCUGCGACCGGAGGUUCUCCCGGUCGGAUGAACUCAGCAGGCACCUUCGCAUCCACACUGGACACAAACCAUUCCAGUGCCGAAUCUGCAUGCGCAGCUUCAGCCGGAGCGAUCAUCUCACUACUCACAUCCGCACGCACACAGGGGAAAAACCCUUCACGUGCGAUCACUGUGGAAGAAAGUUUGCCAGGAGUGAUGAGAGGAGAAGGCACACUAAAAUCCACCUGAGACAGAAAGACAAAAAGUCGUCAUAAAAUCGACGCGAUAUUGACAGUCAUUCAAUGUCUCUUCAGAAUCAAUUUACGAAAUAGAGGACUGUCAAUGGAAUGUGUUAACACCACAGAUGUGAAAAAACUAUAUUCAUAGGCUCAUUUGCACUGAAGUACAUUCUUUAAGACUUUCCUUCAGGUGAGGACUCUCUCAACCACCAUGUCCUUGCUGGGGCAGCAACCCAACUAUGGGAGCAACCCAGAGGGGUAUUUCUGAUUUGGGAUUUACUUAGCAACUAAUUACUGAAUACCAACUGCUUUUUUUAAAAUUU